Molecule: messenger RNA, 305 nt
Organism: Penaeus monodon (black tiger shrimp)
Lineage: Eukaryota; Metazoa; Arthropoda; Malacostraca; Decapoda; Penaeidae
Product: protein argonaute-4-like
Molecular function (GO): nucleic acid binding
Source: RefSeq, a predicted model, not a curated record
CAGGGGGAAGGUGCACAUCCAGGACAUUUGCUGCAGUGAGACGUCCUCGCAGGCUUCGGGUGCAGCGAGUAGCCCAUCUGAUGCCGUUCUUUCCAGGGCAGUCAGAGUUGAGAGAGGCCAUGGAAUUCAGUCUAAACUUUACUAUGUUUGAUUUGUAGAAGAAUUUAUCUUUUUUUCUGUGUUUAAUGAUCUGCUCGAGUAUAUAGACAUUUGUUAAGUUUUCUGUGUGUGGCUUCAUCUUACUGAGAGAAAAUGACUUAUUGCCUUUUGUGGAGUCAUCUCUAAUGGUUGUGUAAGACUUUUGG